GGGGAAUCCCCUUCCAACUGGAAAUUUUGUUGUGUCAGUUCCAUCUUCCUUGUGAUAUGGGCAGGUAUCAGAAGAAAAUCACGAAUUUCUUAAUUAUUACUUGAUGUGUUGGGUUUUCCCAGUGUAGAAUGAACUAUAUUUAGGGAAUGUCAUAAAGUUUUUAAAGAUAGCCAACGAACGUCUGCGACAACAAAAAAGAAACAUACUAAAAGAAGAUAACAACAAAAUAAAACGAAAAGAACAUCAGGAUGGAAAAUAAGAAAAGGGUGCCCAGUCCUCAACCAUCACUCUCCAGUGUUAAUCCAGAGAAAAUGAAAAUAGUAUGGAACAAGGUCCAAAAUGAUGUUGUUGUUCCACAGAAUCCACCUAAAAUUCCAUUUUUCAACCUGAUGUCUUGGUUUACAAUAAUGCUGCCACCACUAGAAAUGUAUCCAGCUGACUUUGCAGGCUUCUUGAAGAAUUUUUUGCUAGAUAAGGGGAUGCAAGACGCAUUGGAAAAGGCUAAGAUUCUGAACUGGUGUCGUACUUGCAAGCCAUUGUAUGCUGUUUCUACAACAGGUGAUGGGAACUGCCUGCUUCAUGCAGUGUCUCUUGGUAUGUGGGGAGUUCAGGAUGAGACAUUGUUCUUGAGACGGUUAAUAUACGUCACUUUAGUAGAUGAUGAAGGUACAGGGAAGUUCAAGCAAAGAUGGAUGAGGGAAAGAGCUGCACAGAACGAGGACAUACCAGGAAAUUUCAGAUAUAACACUGGGGAGUGGGAGAGAGAAUGGGACACAGUUGUACGUAUUGCAAAAGAUGUAAAAAAACCAAACAGGUGUGCUGAUGAACUGCCUUAUGAAUCACUAGAAGAAGCCCAUAUCUUUGUUCUUGCAAAUAUUCUCCGGCGGCCAAUUAUUAUUUUAUGUGACUCUGUUAUCAGAAAUAUCCAAGAGGUUACUGUAGGCCCCAACUAUUUUGGGGGAAUAUAUUUACCUCUGUUAUGGAAGCCUCAAGAUUGUGAAAAAUCUCCCAUAGUGCUUGCUUUUGAUGGUUAUCAUUUUACACCUCUAGCCAGUGCUGAAAAUGCCCCUCAUGAAGAUGCAAAAGCUUUAAGUUCAUUGCAUGCUGUUCCAUUAGUUACUCAUGAGUAUGAACCCCUGACUGUACACUUUUUGCUCCAAGAAGAAGAAAGAAAGGUGUAUGAGAUAAUGCAAGACUACAUGAAAGUCAUAGAGGUGCCAUAUACCACAGCUACUGGAACAAACAUUGUUCUGUCUGCAAAGCUGCAACCAAAGCAAUUGGACGAUGAUGCUAAUCUCAUCCCUGACUUUAUCAGAGCUUGUGAAAGUAAGUUUCAAAAAUCUAAAGAAGAAGCAUUGUUUGAACAGAGAAAAAGUGUCACCAAACAGCCACAUCAACCAAACCAACCGGCUAGGUUCACAAGCCCUGGCUAUGACUUCAAAACAGAAGACACUGUAUUGAUGAGACCUUAUUAUGAUGACAUCAGACCAUCAGCCCCCAUUUUUGAGGCAAGAGAGGAGGAGCCAGAAGAUCUUUACUCUGCCAGCCCAGAGGUGGUCCCAAUCAGUAGUAUGGAGCCACCAAAAUCCUAUAUUCCUUCUGUGACAGGAGACCAUUGCCAGACACCAGGCUGUGCAUACAUGGCAUCAGUGAAGACUCAUCCAUAUUGCAGAGAGUGUGCAGAAAAGAUACAGAAGCAGAGGAAGGGUUCAGAUAGUACAGGAGAGCAGUCAAGAACUGCUUCUAAAGAUGGGAAGAAAUGUAUCCAACCAGGAUGCCAACUUUAUGGCUGUCUUGAACAGAGGCAGAUGUGCUCCAAGCAUUUCGAAGAAGAUGAGACCCACUUGAGACAUCUACAUGAAUCUGUAACGAAGAAGAGUGCUUCAUCCACUAUGUAUUCUGGAGGUGCUUAUGAAGACCCACAUCAUGAAUAUACUGGACAAGCUACUGGAACACCCUCUCCAGCCACGACCUCACUUUGUAAAACACCUGGGUGCAGGAACCCUGGAGAUACCAUUCACUAUGAUGGUCUUUGCACAGGAUGUUUUGUAAAAUAUGUUGGUACACCAAAACAAAGUGCCACCAAGGGUAGCAGCAUUGCAGAAAACCCAUUACCAGUCACCACUGGAUUAUGCAAGACACCGGGAUGUCUAUUUACUGGAAGCAGCCAGUACAAUGGUUAUUGCUCCCAGUGUUUCAAAGAUGCUGUUCCACAGAAGUCUCCCUUUAAGGGAACAGGUAAAAUGCAAGCACCAGCCAAUGUGAAAAGUUACUCGGGUAUGUGCCUUACUCCAGGUUGUCAGUUUAAUGGGAGCUAUCAUUUUGAGGGCCUGUGCUCUCAAUGUCACAAGAAGAAGGUUGAGGCACAAAACAAGCAAGUUUCUUAUCCAGUUGUAGAAAAAUCGGGCUCUGCCAACAAAGGUUUCGAUGAUCAGUCUGUUAAACAGCAGUAUCCACAGUCCAUGCUUAAUGAGGUUCAGCAGUGUAGAACCAUUGGGUGUGAGUAUGGAGGCAAUCCCCAGACGAAAGGCUAUUGCUCCCAGUGUUAUGUAAACCAUGGGGCCAGGGAAUAUGUUGCAUCGCAGGCAGAAGGUAAUGAAGAUGAUGAUGAUGAAGAAGACUUGACUUCCAUGCAGAUCCUUGCCAAGUUGCCAGCGUCAAAUCCUGAGGAAAGGUCCAAAGCCCGCAGGUAUUACAAAUGUGUCACAUCAGAUUGUAAUAAAAUUGGCCAUGAAUCAACUAGUGGGUUAUGCACAGAAUGCUAUGUCAGAUUCUACCGUUUGACUCAUGGAUCUAAGAAAACACAACAACAACCCCCUCAACACAAACCUGAUUCCCUUAAAGGACAAGACUCCACUCAGAGAGAUGUGUGUGCCACCCAAGGCUGUUGUGGAGUACGCCUUCGUGAAACCAUCUACUGCUUCAGUUGCUCUAAAGAUAAAAAGCACGGGAAACAGCCAUUUAUUGAAGCCUCAGCCCAGGAUCAGCGCCCACGAAUUUCACAAAUGAAGUUCUCCAAAGAACCUGCAGUCCACAGUUCCCCUCUGUCAGACUAUGAGCAGCCACAGUUCACCUCACUGACAUCUAAAGUGAUACCCAAUGGACAUGAGAUGUCCCAACAGAAGUGCACCACUGAGAAAUGCAGCAACUUUGGUUAUGAUAACACCAAUGGACUGUGCCAGGACUGCUUCAAUAGAAUUUGCAUGGCAGAGGCUUAUCGUCUACAAUCGGGAGAAAUCCAUAUUCCAGAAGAAAGCAGAGCUCCAGAUUAUGAAGCUCUACAUUUGAAGUGUAUUACUCCAGGCUGUAACUUCUUUGGUACUCCUAAUCAAAAUGGAUAUUGCCACAAAUGCCUAAUGGAGAAGAUUGCUAGAGAUGAAGUUGAAAUACCCACUGUACCAGCUACUAGACCACCUGUUCCGAGUGCAGCUAAACAUUGCAACGUUCAAUAUUGUGACCGAUUUGGUGAUCCAGCAGAAGAGGGUUAUUGUCAUGAGCACUACAUGCUCACUCGUCGCUCGUUUGAUGUGUUUCCAUCUUCAUUAUAUCCUGAAGAGAGAGCCAAUUCGUUACCCUCCUAUAACACAUAUGAGGUGGAGUAUCUGCGCCAGCCAAAAGUGAUGCCAAGAAGAUCGACAUCUCAGAUCUGCAGAGAAAACUCCAUAUCAAGGCAACCUGUGGGUCAGAUGACCUUUGAAGAUGAUAUGCUGCGCCAUGCCACUGCCAUUCGCUCAUCGACAGGGGAAUGCAAAGGUGCAGGGUGCAGUAACUAUGGGAAUUCUAGGAAUAGGGGGUAUUGUAAUAGUUGUUUUCCUGUUUAUAAUCGUUAUUGAGAAGUUGGAUAGGGGCCGUAGCAAUAGGUUCAUUGGUCUGAAUGUUCACUAUAGAACCUUCGGACUAACGAUACCUUGAUUAAAAAACUGAUGUAAAUGCUACGAUUUUUCGGACCAAUGAACCUUCAGACUAUCAAGAAGCCCCCAUCUGGUAAACAUGGAAACAUUUAGCUUUCACAUUUUAUGCAGCAAACGUUCAAUCAACAGAAAAAAUCGAAAGAGGUGAAAAAAUCGAAAGAGGAGAAUAUAUGAAUAUGCAUGUUAGGCAUAUCAAAUUAUUGCCACCUUAUUUAAAUUUCUGGUUGCAAACCUGACUUGCGUAUUUAUCUCUCUAGUUCGUAAAUUUGAAGAAGGUGCAGUUUUAAAGCUCUUUUAUGGUCGAUUGAGUGAUUUAUUUGGUUAAUGCCGUGGCAUGUUGACUUUAGUCAAGAAAUAUUAGAAGUGUUGCAAAUGCUCUACUCAAAGAGGGGAAAGAUAUAUUCAUUAUAGUAGGGUAAAUCUGAAAAAUUUUCCAUAAUGUGUGAUUUCUGAGGGAAAUUUGAUCUUGAACACAAAUCUGACAACCAUUUAUUGCUACAAUUAUUAAUAUCAGUAAGAUGAUAAUUUUCAAAAUGGCAGCCAAAACAGCCUUGAGCUGCAUCAACAACAAUUUAAGGCACUAUAAUGUGCCAUAUGAUUUUUUUUCAAUGUUUUAAGGGUUUAGAAUUCAUUUUUGAUGUUAAACCUGUGAUAGGUACAUUUUAGAAUGAAUCCAAUCACCAUGUGGACUGGUUUACUGUCCAACUAGAUGGAAGGGCCAGAAACUUUGAUGAUGGUGACAGUCAAAAUGAGGAUUGAUAAAAUCUUCCAACAUCUGUAUAUUAUAAUCUGUAUAUUAUAUCAUAAGGAAAAAUCAAUAAUCAUAACAAAAAAAGUGAAUGUUUUUAAAAUUAUUAAUAUGGGAUAGGUGAUAUGCCUUUGUUUUACUAGUAUAUGUACAUGUUUGAAGCUGCAAAAAUAUCACUUUCAAAAGCUGAAGUCAACAAAGAAGUUGCUAAGGGAAUCUCUAAUGCUGGAAUCUCCAAAGAAUGCUUUUCCAUUUUUUUAGGGGAAAACAUUUCCAAGAGAAUAAUGUUUGAUUAUAAUAUAUUCAGGGAACUUAUAAAGCAGUACCUGUCUGUGAAUGCAAGAAUAAAAAGUGGUAGAUAAUUAAUGAAGGGGAAGGAGUCCAGUUUAAAGAAGAAUGUUUAUGAUAUAAGCUUCAUCAUAAGCACUAUGCUUAUAAAAUGUAACCACAAUGUGACAAAAAAAACAAAAAACUUGUAAGCCAUGUAACUUAUAUCAUAAUCAUUCUUUGUCAUGUUAAGAUCGAAAUCCUUCAUUGUCAUAUACGUGUUCCAUCCAUCCUUCACCAUUCAUGUAUUUCACUCUGCAGCACAGGUUCAUUUUUCCCCUGAAUGUAUUAUUAUACAUUAUUCUGUUUCAAAUGAAAGAUAUUUUUGGAGAUCCAGACAUUGGACAUUUCCUUGGCAACUUCUUUGCUGGUCUCAGUGUAUGACAGUGAAUUGUUUCCUGCUUCAUACAUGUUGAACAAAGAUUUCUCAUCCAUCCUUUUUUUAUAAUUUAAAGAUAUUCACCUUGUGGUUGCUUGAGGUUAGGAUAAUUCUGAUUUUUCCUUGUAAUUCACAUCCAGGAGAACUUAGGAGAUCUUACCACUCCUCAUUUGACUGAUUUACAUUCUGGAUCUUUCAUUAAGCUUGACAGUGAUCUAUCAGCACACAGAUAAGGUAAUCAUUUUCCAUUUAAAAUGUGAAAAUGACAGUGCUAACCUCAGAAAAAUACAUUUUAUGGUCUUGAAAACAUAAGAAAAGACAUUAAACAAACUAUGGGUCUUUUAAUUGCCUAUGUCCAAACUCUUGUUAGGGCAUUUUGUCUGCCAUUUAAAAAAAAAGUCAAUUUACAAACCUAGAUUGUUGUUAUGAAAAAAAAGGUGUCAGAUGUAUGUUUAUCAUCAAUUUCUGCAAACACCUGUCAUUUAAAACAUUUGAGAUUCGCCCAACCCUAUUCUAUAUAGGUACAUACAUGUAUAUAGUUACAAUUGCUGUUGUAUGCGUUUCCAUGAACGGUGAAAUUACCGAACUAAAUAAUACUCGUAGCCUAAAUUUCUCAUUGGAUUUUUGAUCCAUUUUCCUCUAAAAACACCUGUUCCUCUAGAGUUUUCCAAAAAAAAA
Lingula anatina is the source of this 6043-nucleotide messenger RNA. Its product is annotated as tumor necrosis factor alpha-induced protein 3-like. Gene Ontology annotation, cellular component: cytoplasm; nucleus. Lineage: Eukaryota; Metazoa; Brachiopoda; Lingulata; Lingulida; Lingulidae. Gene Ontology annotation, molecular function: zinc ion binding; DNA binding; K63-linked polyubiquitin modification-dependent protein binding. Gene Ontology annotation, biological process: protein deubiquitination involved in ubiquitin-dependent protein catabolic process; protein K33-linked deubiquitination; positive regulation of Wnt signaling pathway. The record is from RefSeq and is a predicted model, not a curated record.